CACACUUGUUCUCCUCGCUUAGUCAUCCGUUUCAUUCGGUUCGGGUAGUUCCUAGCUGUCGUUUGCAUUUUACCCGACUAACGGACAACUAACGCUUCCAAACUCUUGAAUAACGUGAAACGCAUGAAAAUGAACCUCUUUCGCCACGCAGUCAUUUUGAUCAUCGUUCAUGCAGCAGCAUUAAUUUGCGCAGCAAUGGAGUGUCCUGUUGGCGAAAAAAACAGCAUAAUUGAUAAAGUUACUGGAUCUAUUUCUCGCACAUGCCCGAGAACUUUUGAUCCGCCGGAAAAGUCUUACUGCUGUUUCGAUAUACAACGUGAAUAUAACUACUGUUGUACUGUCGAGGAGUUUGCAAAAUCUGGGUUGUCUAUGCUCAUUCUCGUGAUAAUCGGCGCAGCUAUCAUUUUUGGACUGAUAGUGUGCUGUGUAUCUUGUCUCUGCUGCAGCUGCUGCCCGUGGUAUCGUCGUCGUCACCGAGGUACCGUCUACGGAAUAUUUGUUACAGAAGUUCAGCCUCCCGUUGUGCAAGUAAUUCAACCCCAGAAUCUUCCACCAAGCUAUCCCAGUCAACCGGUCGAAAGCAAUUAUACUUCUCCAUAUCCGACGAACUCGACAGGAAUGCCACAACCGCCACCAUACACCAAUGAGGCGUAUGCAAAACAGGCUGCAUAUAAUCCCGCUUACCCAGCACCACAGUGAUCUUUCGAGUUGUAAUUAGUUAUAUAUAAUUAUCGAUGUAAGAAUAAAUCUUACAUCAGGUUCCUUAUUUUCUUCCAUUUGCAAACAAUUCUCAUCGCCGAUUCAAAUUAAACAUUUAAACGUCAGUGCAAUCGAAGAAUAAACACCAUUGUACGAGGAAAAGUCAGAAAAAUAAAGAUUUAUUUUUUUUUA
Molecule: messenger RNA, 891 nt
Organism: Linepithema humile (Argentine ant)
Lineage: Eukaryota; Metazoa; Arthropoda; Insecta; Hymenoptera; Formicidae
Product: protein shisa-5
Source: RefSeq, a predicted model, not a curated record